AUGGAAAACAGGAUUUUCAUGCUGCUUCUUUAUGCAACAAUGGCAGCCACUCUGUUCAUACAUUGCGAUGCAAGAAAAUCUAUGGGACUAGUCAAAGAUCCAAAACAUGCAAGGAGUUCAGUCAUAAAGCACACAAAGAAAUUGCAACUAAUGAGUAAGCUUAUGAGUUUAGUGAUUGAACAACCUACUGAUUCAUCUAAUACUCAACCUUAUGGUGUGAGCUCACCAUUUUCUUUGCCACCAUUUGAGUCUCUCCCCCCUGUAAAUUCUCCUCCUUAUUGUGUUAACCCCCCUGCAACCCCUGCUACAAUCAUUCCAACUCCCAUUGGAACCAUACCCUCCCCACCAUCACCCUUUUACAACGUCCCUCCUGUUCUUCCAGGCCAAAGCCCACCACCAAGCUCAGGUGGAACUGUUCCAAGCCCAUCCGUAUUCCCUGUCAGCCCGAAUCCACCACAAAUUGUUCCAAGCCCACCUGGUGGUGUUCCAGGACCACCACGAGCAAUACCAACACCAACAAUUUAUAUUCCAAGCCCAUCAGGGCCCUUGUUAAGCCCACCUUUUUAUGAGCCCAUCCCACCAGCCGUUGUCGUGAGCCCACCAUUCUAUGUUCCACCUCCCUUUGGGUUUAAUCCAAUACCACCAGUGUUUCUACCACCAAUUGUGUACCCUCCCCCCACGGUUCCACCACCUCCCUUUGUGGCUCCAAGCACAGCCUUAUGGUGCGUGGCUAAGCCAUCAGUGCCUGACCCAAUUAUUCAAGAAGCUAUGAACUAUGCAUGUGGGUCUGGAGCAGAUUGCGAUUCAAUUCUGCCCAGUGGCUCAUGCUUUCACCCUGACACCUUGUUUGCACAUGCUUCUUAUGCUUUUAAUAGUUACUGGCAAAAAACCAAGGUUGCUGGUGGCACAUGUGAGUUUGGAGGCACAGCCAUACUCGUCACAGUUGACCCAAGUGAGUUUCCCAAUUGAAUUUUCCUUUUAAAGUACGAAACCUGCAAUAAAAAACCAUCCCACUCCU
This is a messenger RNA of Durio zibethinus, 1018 nucleotides long. Lineage: Eukaryota; Viridiplantae; Streptophyta; Magnoliopsida; Malvales; Malvaceae. The record is from RefSeq and is a predicted model, not a curated record.